Messenger RNA from Fusarium tjaetaba, 1164 nucleotides. Its product is annotated as transcription co-repressor GAL80. The transcript has 2 exons. The record is from RefSeq and is a predicted model, not a curated record. Bases 1 to 1164 code for a protein of 387 amino acids. Lineage: Eukaryota; Fungi; Ascomycota; Sordariomycetes; Hypocreales; Nectriaceae. Gene Ontology annotation, molecular function: nucleotide binding.
AUGGCCCCAAUCCGCACAGCCAUCAUCGGCCUCUCAUCCUCCGCCAAAACCUCAUGGGCCUCAAACACCCAUCUCCAGUACCUAAACUCCCCCCUCGGUCGAUCAAAGUACCAGAUCGUCGCCCUCCAGAACUCUUCCCUCCAAGCUGCCAAGAACGCUAUAGCGCAUUACAACCUUCCACCUGAGACCAAGGCUUACGGCACUCCAGAAGAUUUAGCUGCUGAUAAGGAUGUUGAGUUAGUCGUUGUAGCUACGCGUGUUGAUGUCCACCAUUCAAGUGCUCUUCCGAGUGUAAAGGCUGGCAAGGACUUGUAUGUUGAGUGGCCUCUUGCGCAGGAUGUUACGCAUGCGAGGGAACUUGUUGAUGCUGCGAGGGAGAAGGGGGUCAAGACGAUUGUUGGAUUGCAGGGACGGUAUGCGCCGCCGAUUAAGAAGUUGCGAGAGAUUGUUAGAGAGGGGAGAAUUGGAAAGAUUGUUAGUGCAGAGCUGUAUGCCUCUGGUGGAACGAAUGACAGGGAGAUCCUGCCCUCGAGUUUGGAGUAUUUUACUCAACGAGCUGUUGGGGGUAAUAUCUUUACCAUUGGUCUUGGACACAUCUUUGAUCAGUUCCAGUACAUCACCGGCGACAUCACAAACCUCAAAAGCACUCUCCACAAUCAACGUCCCAACAUCCGCAUCCGCGACCCAAAAACCAACGAAAUAACCCACACAACAACCUCCGACGUCCCAGACCUCAUCCUCGCAACAGGUCGUCUCUCUGAAUCCCCCACCGCUCAAAAAGACGCCGCCGUCCUCGUCCGCUUCCGCCGCGGCCAGCCCUUCCCCGGCGCUCCUCACCUAAGCAUAGCCAUCGCCGGCGAAAAGGGCGAGAUCAGAGUACAAGUCUUUACCGGGACUACACUCCAUGGUGCUUCGGCGUAUGAGAAGCCUGUUGUUAUUGAAGUACAUGAUUUUGAGAGGGAUGUUGUGGAGGAGGUUGAGUGGAAGUGGGAGGAGUGGCAGCAGGAUAUUCCGCUGUUGGCGAGGGGUGUGGCGGCUGUUUAUGAGGCGUUUGCGGAUGGGGAGGAGGAUGGGGAUGGCUUGGUUAGUUUUGAGGAGGCGUUGAAGAGGCAUGAGCAGCUUGAGGGGUUGCUUGGGCAGUGGGAUGAGGAUAGAGGCGUUUGA